AUGGCGGUUCCUCGAGGCGCCCAGAUCGCAGCACGACUGCUCAGUCGGGGCUCGAAGCCGUUGAACUCCAAUGCUGCUGCCACCCUAAAAAGCCCCGUAGGAGGCACAAGAUGGCAGAUCAGAAAUGCAGCCUCCUUGCACACGAGAGCGCCUCGCCGUGCUCAAGCAGCCUCCGCAGUGCGAGACGAAGAGAACUAUGAGCCUCCGGUGUCGUCGAACCCAGCCAUGUCCUUUCCGUGCUUGGACGCCCAGGAGCAAAAGACGGCUGCGCUGCAGACCCGGUCGCUUGCCUCGGGCCCAGAACCGUCCUACACUACGGGAAGCCACAUGGUCUUCCACAGCGACGAGCCCAUAUUACUCGACUGGGGCGGGAUACUGCCAGAGUUUGACAUUGCCCAUGAAACCUGGGGGACGUUGAAUGCAGACAAGAGCAACGCCAUAUUACUACAUACCGGUCUGUCGGCCUCCAGUCACGCACACAGCACCGAGGCAAAUCCCAAGCCCGGCUGGUGGGAGAAAUUCAUCGGGCCCGGAGCGCCGUUGGACACGGACAAAUUCUUCGUCAUCUGCACGAAUGUGGUGGGUGGGUGCUACGGGUCGACGGGUCCUUCGUCGACAGACCCGUCGGACGGACAGAGAUACGCGACCAGAUUCCCCAUUUUGACCAUGGACGAUAUGGUCCGCGCGCAGGCCCGACUUCUCGACGGCCUCGGGAUCACGAAAUUGUACGCCAGCGUCGGCGCGAGCAUGGGUGGGAUGCAAAGCCUGGCGUUUGGCGUGCACUUUCCCGACCGGGUGGGCAAAAUCGUCAGCAUUUCCGGCUGUGCGCGCAGUCAUCCGUACAGCAUCGCGAUGCGCCACACCCAGCGACAGGUCCUGAUGAUGGACCCGAACUGGAAUCGCGGCUUCUACUACGACGGCAUCCCGCCCCACUCCGGGAUGAAGCUCGCGCGCGAAAUCGCCACCGUGACAUACCGCAGCGGUCCGGAGUGGGAGAACCGCUUCGGGCGACAGAGGGCGGAUCCCAGCAAGCCGCCCGCCCUGUGUCCCGACUUCCUCAUCGAGACGUACCUCGACCACGCGGGCGAGAAGUUCUCGCUCGAAUACGACCCGAACUCGCUGCUGUACGUGAGCAAGGCGAUGGAUCUGUUCGAUCUCGGCUGGGCGCACCAAGAGGCCACGAGGGUCAGGCGGCUGGAGAACCAGGCGAAGCUGUCCAGCGUCCGGAGUGGCGCUACCGGACCCCAGAGUGACCCAUCGUGCAGUCUCACGUUGCCGAGCAAGAACUACGAGGAGCAGGUCUCCACUGCGCCCAUGGACGAGGCCGUCGACGCGGGGCACGGUGGACCGCCGCUGGAUCUCGUCAGGGGCUUGGCAGGGCUGAAGGAUCAUCCUGUUCUGGUGAUGGGCGUGGCCAGCGAUAUCCUCUUCCCGGCGUGGCAGCAAAGGGAGAUUGCCGAGACGUUGCGGGCGACGGGGAAUCAGAAGGUGACGCAUUUUGAGCUGGGUGAAGAUAUCAGUCUGUUCGGACAUGACACUUUCCUCUUGGACCUGAAGCAUAUUGGCGGGAAUGUGGGCAGGUUUUUGCAGUAG
This is a messenger RNA of Cladophialophora carrionii CBS 160.54, 1593 nucleotides long. RefSeq names its product homoserine O-acetyltransferase. Gene Ontology annotation, biological process: L-homoserine metabolic process. Gene Ontology annotation, molecular function: L-serine O-acetyltransferase activity; homoserine O-acetyltransferase activity. The transcript has a single exon. Bases 1 to 1593 code for a protein of 530 amino acids. The record is from RefSeq and is a predicted model, not a curated record. NCBI's taxonomy places the organism in Eukaryota, Fungi, Ascomycota, Eurotiomycetes, Chaetothyriales, Herpotrichiellaceae.